Molecule: messenger RNA, 1450 nt
Organism: Seriola dumerili (greater amberjack)
Lineage: Eukaryota; Metazoa; Chordata; Actinopteri; Carangiformes; Carangidae
Gene: dnaaf11
Product: leucine rich repeat containing 6
Exons: 13
Coding region: 23-1450 (475 amino acids)
Biological process (GO): outer dynein arm assembly
Cellular component (GO): cytoplasm
Molecular function (GO): protein binding
Source: RefSeq, a predicted model, not a curated record
CAACGACUGACAACAGACGAAGAUGGUUUACAUCACAGAGGACAUGGUCCGUCGGCGAGCUGAGCACAACGAGUGUGAGAUCUUCUCCUUGGAGGAAGUUUCUCUGCAUCAGCAGGACAUCGAGAGGAUCGAACACCUGGACAGGUGGUGCAGGGACCUGAGGAUCCUCUACUUGCAAAACAACCUCGUCCCCAGGAUAGAGAAUCUUGGUCGCCUGAAGAAACUGGAGUAUUUGAAUCUGGCCUUGAACAACAUUGAAGUCAUUGAAAACCUUGAAGGCUGCGAGAGUCUCCAGAAGUUGGACCUGACGGUGAACUUCGUUGGUCGUCUGAGCAGCGUUGAGUCUCUGAAGCACAACAUCCACCUCAGAGAGCUGUUCCUCGUGGGGAACCCCUGCACUGAGUUUGAGGGCUACAGGCAGUAUGUGGUGGCCUCUCUGCCCCAACUCAAGUGGCUGGACGGGACAGAGAUCAGCCGCUCAGAGAGGAUUCGAGCUGCUCAGGGACUGGAGGAGGUGAAGAGGCAGGUCUCGGAGCAGGAGAGGGAAUACCUGAAGAGGAGAGCUGAGGAGAAAGAGGAGGCGCAGAGGAAGGCUGCAGGAGAGGAGACAGGAAACAAUGAGAAGAAAGAAGGCUUUGACAGUGACAUCAGCAGCACAGUUCCAGGGUCAGAGGAGAAUAAGGAGAACCAAGAGAUGGAGGAGAACACAAAGCUGCCGCUCAGGAGCUCUGAGUUAGACGAGGAGCAACAGGAGAGGGAGUUCUGGCACACACCAUGUUCUUUCACCCCUGAAUCUCGUCUAGAGGCUCACCGCCACCUGGAGGAGAAGAGGAGGGCGAAGGAGAAUCGUGCCAAAGAGAAGAAGAAACCGAAGGCCUCGAGGACCCUGAUCACUGCUGAUGGACGAGUCAUGAACGUCAAUGAGGCCAAGCUGGAUUUCUCUUUGACUGAGGAUGAAGAAAACAACACCAUUGUCUUAGACUUGGCAGUGUACAGACACAUGGACACCUCCCUGAUAGAUGUGGAUGUUCAGCCAACAUACGCCCGAGUCACCGUCAAAGGAAAGAUAUUUCAGAUGGUUCUGCCCGCCGAAGUGAAGCCCGACAGCUCGACAGCUCAGAGGUCCCAAACCACCGGACACUUGGUCCUCACCAUGCCCAGGGCUGCAGGUGAAAUCAAAGUGACAAAGACCGUCCCACGUCCACCCAGAGCGUGUCAGAACACACACGGCAGCUCGUCACACGACAAUACGAGGAGAAAUAACCUUCCUGAGCGACUGGAGGUUGACCACAGCAAGCACAUGGCCCUGGACCUCGCCAACAUCGUGCCACGCCAGAGCACCAACGAAGGCCCGCUGGAAGCAUCCAGAACGGCUCCACCUGCCUCCUCAGGCCACGGCAGCUCCUCUGAAGGGUUCGUGGACGACCCCGAUGUCCCCCCACUCAUAUAA